This is a messenger RNA of Tripterygium wilfordii, 3072 nucleotides long. RefSeq names its product probably inactive leucine-rich repeat receptor-like protein kinase IMK2. Gene Ontology annotation, molecular function: ATP binding; protein kinase activity; protein binding. Gene Ontology annotation, biological process: protein phosphorylation. The transcript has 3 exons. Lineage: Eukaryota; Viridiplantae; Streptophyta; Magnoliopsida; Celastrales; Celastraceae. The coding region runs from base 416 to 2812 and encodes 798 amino acids. The record is from RefSeq and is a predicted model, not a curated record.
GAGAAUGCCAGAAUGGAGACAAUCGCAGAUGCUGGAGGAGGUUGAGGCGGCUGAAGCAGCGGAAUCGGGUUGGGUAUUUGCGUGUUGGAUAUAUUUCUCAGUGAAAACAAGCCCCUUGACUUUCUAUUAGAUUAGUAAAGGGCGCAGUGAACUGUAAUUGUGAAAAGGUUGGAAGAUCUGGCCAAAGAAGGUGAUAGCCCUGUAGAUUCGUUCCCAUGGUUCGAUCCUUCCCAGUAAAAUGCGCAACACACUGUCAAAUCAUUUGAAUUUAGAGAUGAUCCCUGAACUCAAGACUCCGCAGGAUUUGCCGUUUUCAUGACAAGCCAAAAUAGGCGAGGAGGUGUCGGUGGUAAGACUAUUCCAGUGGCAAGGUCGUCAUUGUCAACUGCAAAGGCAAAGACCAUGUCGUCGUACUAUGAAAUACAGCCGUUGGGAAUGGGACCUGCUGCCGGCAUGGGACGGGGUGAUGGUAACUCAAGCAGAUUAUCAAGCACUUCGAGCCAUCAAGCGGGAACUGGUCGACUUCCAAGGAGUUUUGCGCAGUUGGAAUGACAGUGGAUAUGGAGCUUGCUCAGGUGGGUGGGCUGGAAUCAAGUGUGUCAAGGGACAGGUUAUAGAAAUCCAGCUUCCUUGGAAGGGACUUGGAGGCGGAAUCUCUGAGAAGAUUGGUCAGCUUCAAGAUCUUCGAAUGCUUAGUCUCCACGACAAUGUGUUAGCUGGUGCUGUUCCAUGGUCUCUUGGAUUCCUCCCCAAUCUUAGAGGAGUUUACCUUUUCAACAAUAUGCUCUCGGGCUCCAUCCCUCCUUCAAUUGGUAACUGUCAUAAACUUCAGGCUCUUGAUUUGAGCAACAAUUCACUUAGUGGUAUAAUACCUUCCAGUCUAGCGAGCUCUACCAGGUUAUAUAGGGUCAAUCUGAGCUUCAAUUCUUUUUCGGGUCCAAUUCCCGGUAGUCUUACUCGGUUACCUUCUCUGACCCUUUUUGAUCUCCAACACAACAAUCUUUCUGGUACUAUCCCUGAUUCUUGGGGUACAACAGGAAACUACUCUUACCGACUUCAGGUCUUGACCCUUGAUCAUAACCUGUUGUCUGGACCAAUUCCUGCUUCUCUUAGCAAGUUGGUUUUCCUUCAAGAUCUUUCUCUGGCUCAUAACCUGCUUUCUAGGACCAUACCAAGUGAACUCGGCAGGCUCUUUGAGCUCCAGAAUCUUGAUUUAUCAUACAAUGCCAUCAAUGGUAGCAUUCCUGGUAGUUUUGCCAACCUAUCCUCGCUUGUCUCAUUGAAUUUAGAGGGCAAUAAGCUUGAAAAUCAGAUCCCAGAUGCCAUAGGCAGAUUACAGAACCUGUCAGUACUUAAGCUGAAAAGUAAUAGAUUGGAAAGUAAUAUUCCCCCAUCAAUUGGGAACAUCUCUGGCAUCAAAAUUCUAGAUUUGUCUCAGAAUGAUUUGACUAGAGAAAUUCCAGUUUCAUUCAGCCUUCUAGCAAACCUUACUACCUUUAAUGUUUCUUACAACAACCUGUCUGGUGCUGUUCCAUCCGUCCUCUCAAAAAAGUUCAAUUCGAGUUCUUUUGUUGGAAAUCUUCAGCUAUGUGGGUAUAGCACUUCAACCCCAUGUCCUUCUCCACCUCCUCUCAUUCUUCCACCAGCACCAAAACGUCAUCAUCGCAAACUCAGUAUCAAGGAUAUCAUCCUAAUGGCAGCCGGUGUCCUCCUCGCCCUUCUACUUUUAUUUUGCUGCAUUUUGAUCUUCUGUUUAAUGAAGAAAAGGUCUUCCUCUAAAGGAAAAAAUGGUAAAGCAGCUGAAAGGGACACUACAGGGAAAGCUCAGAAAGCAGUUCCUGUAUUGCGGGCUGAAGUAGAAGCAGGUGGCGAAAUGGGUGGAAAACUAGUCCACUUCGAUGGACCAUUUAUUUUUAUUACUGACGAUCUACUAUGUGCGACUGCGGAGGUAAUGGGGAAAAGUACUUAUGGGACAGCAUACAAGGCAACAUUUGAGGAUGGCAAUCAAGUUGCAGUUAAGAGAUUGAGGGAGAAAAUAACGAAAGGGCAGCGUGAGUUUGAAGCUGAGGCUGCUGCACUUGGAGAGAUUCGUCACCCAAACCUGUUAGCCCUCAGAGCCUAUUACUUGGGACCUAAAGGAGAGAAGCUUCUUGUCUUUGAUUACAUGCCCAAAGGGAGUCUGGCAUCCUUCCUACAUGCACGAGGACCGGAAAUCACUAUUGACUGGCCAAGAAGGAUGGAAAUUGCCAUGGGUGUUGCUCGUGGACUUAUCCAUCUCCACAGCCAGGAGAAAAUGGUUCAUGGGAAUCUGACAUCAAGCAACAUACUACUUGAUGAGCAGAACAACCCCCACAUUGCAGACUUUGGCCUCUCCAAGCUCAUGACAUCUGCUGCCAAUACCAAUGUCAUUGCCACAGCAGGAACACUCGGCUACUGUGCACCAGAACUAUCAAAGUUGAAAGACGCCAACACAAAGACAGAUGUGUACAGCCUUGGCGUAAUCAUAUUGGAACUCUUAACAGGUAAGUCGCCUGGAGAGCCAAUGAAUGGAAUGGAUUUGCCACAAUGGGUGGCGUCAAUAGUGAAGGAGGAAUGGACAAAUGAAGUGUUUGAUUUGGAGCUUAUGAGGGAUACACCAGACAUAGGUGAUGAGUUACUUGACACUCUGAAAUUAGCUUUGCAUUGUGUAGAUCAAACACCAGCAGCACGUCCAGAAGUUCAGCAAGUUCUGCAGCAACUAGAGGAGAUUAAGCCAAACCUGGCUGCUAGUUCUACUGAUGAUAGAGCCCCAGUUCAAUCAGCAAGUGAAUAGAAUUGUUGUUGUCUGGUUAUGAAGGAAUAAAGGAGUGUUGAUAAAUUAGGAUAGUUUGACAAGUUACAAGAGGAAGGAGGGGUAGCCCUCAAUAUUCUUUAGUUCUUUGGUCAGAGUAUGUAAAUAGAGCUUGGUGUGGAAGUGUUAUUUGGAAUAAGCAUUCUUUUUCAUAUAUUAUAAUUAUGUAUCCUCUCUAAAUGUAUUUGUAGUCGCCAAAAGAGAAGAAUCUCAAAUAAAAUGGUGAAAAAUUCAUCUGAUAU